Messenger RNA from Podospora bellae-mahoneyi, 621 nucleotides. RefSeq lists its product as uncharacterized. The coding region runs from base 1 to 621 and encodes 206 amino acids. Gene Ontology annotation, molecular function: metallopeptidase activity. The transcript has a single exon. The record is from RefSeq and is a predicted model, not a curated record. Lineage: Eukaryota; Fungi; Ascomycota; Sordariomycetes; Sordariales; Podosporaceae.
AUGGUCGAAGAGGCCGCCCGAGAAUGGGAAUGUUGCGUUAAUUUGCGAUUUGAAUUCGGUCACCCGGAAUGGAACUCUGAUGUUCGUAUUUCAUUUCACCCCAUCCACGCUCGCCAUGGCAUAGGGUCCUCGUGGUCUGACUUCGGAACCGAUGCUCUGACGUCUUCUUAUGCAUGCAACAUGUAUCUGGAUGUUCAGUACAGAGCAUUGACACGCGGCACAGUGCUCCAUGAGUUUGGACAUCUCCCGGCUUUCGACCAUGAUCAUCAGUCUCCUAAAUCAAUCAUCAAGGGAACAAGACGGCUGUCGCCAUGGAACUCCGACACAGAACGUCCCGCUUUCUGGAAGACAACUACUUUCACACCUUUCAAGGCCCUGAUAUUGAAUGUACAGCUUUUGAUCCAACAGUCCCAUGAUGUACGGUAUUCCUGUGAGGUGGACGCUGAAUUGGCAGACGUACCACAAGCCUACUGUUCUUUCCGAAUCGGACAAAUCUUUCGCCGCUCACCAGUACCCAUUCGCACCACCUCGCCAACCAACACCACCACCACAGCAAGUAGCACUACCUCGCGUAUGGGAAGUGUCUUGCCAGUGCGGAGCCACACUCAGCCAACCGUAUAA